GUUUAAAAUUAAUUCAUUAAAUAUUGAAUUAAUCCGUCUAAUAUUUUUACAAAUAUGCUUGGUCAGUAAAUUUCAUCAGUUUUUCCGCUGUUUAAAGGGACUUAUGUACCCUACAGUGUCAUAUUUCGCUUUUCACUUGCAGACAUUUUGGGGUAUAAGUAUCAGUUUUGUUUGGGGACCUGUUGGUGAUGGAUUCGGAUUUGUUGAGUCACUGUCAGAAAGUCAAGUUACAGCUGCUUGAUGCCUUGUUGAAAAAGGAAAAACAAUUGUGGAUUUCUGGGGCAUACGAUUCCAGCAAUAAUAAUCUAGGCCAGCAACAUGGGAUCAGCAGUGUGGACAGGCGUAUUGUCGUCUGGUGGAUGAUGAGGACGAGUCGUUUGCUGAGGUUUUCAAGGGAGACUAUGUUUCUUUCCAUUGCAAUAUUUGAUAAGUUCCUUAGAUUGGUCAAGGUUCAGCCAAAGUAUCUGAAGUGUAUAGGUUUGACUUGUUUAUAUCUGGCCUCCAAAGUCAUUGAAGAAGAUGAUGUAAUACCAAGUACGAGGGAGUUGAUUAGAUUGUCUGGUUGUACGUACUCCCCUAGAGAGGUGUGUCGCAUGGAGCUCUGCAUACUAGAUAAUCUUCAAUGGAAUGUUAAUCUGGUUACAUCCAUUAAUGUUCUUCAUUUGCUUUACAGUCUCUUCCUAAGUCAUUGCAAAGCUGACAGAAUUUUUGAGAAUCAGCAGCACAUCCAUUAUCUUUACAUCAUGACGAAAUUGUUGAAAGACAGCUUGCUGCAUCACCAACUCCUUGUUUACCCACCAUCAGUCCUUGCUCUCUCUGUGCUCACUCUGCAGUUGAGUGUUGUGUGGCCGUAUUGGAAGGCUGCCAAAGAUGAACUCAUAAGUCUGAUGAGGAUGGAUGAAAAGCAAGUGAACGACUGCUGUCAAACCGUCAUCUCCCUCAUGUCAGAUAUCCUGCAUUCCUCUGUCAAGUCAACUCGACGUCCCAGGUCUGCCAGAAAAUUGCUGAAACGAAAAAGUGAGGAUGACGAAGAUCUGACAGAGGGAAUCAAGAAGUUGUACACUGAAGAUGAUGACUACGACAAAGCUGGUGGUGGCAAAACUAGCUUCCAAUUUACUUCUGGUAAUGCUUUGAUGUUAUCAAACCCUUCGUCGAUUUCAUCAUCUUCAUUUUCCGGGAUUGUUGCUGCUAAGGUUAAGUGUGGAUGUGAAGUCAGUUGGUUUGAUCCUAGACAUUUCAGCAUGAAAUCUGGAAAAGCUACUUAAUUGCUGGCAUGCCCAUGUGCUGCUUCUAUGUGGAAUGAUGAUGAAGAAAGAAAAAGUUGUUAGGCUUGCACUUACUUGUCUUGUUCUUUGUGGUCCUUGAAAGUUGUUUGGGGUUAUUUUACAUUAUCUAGAGUGUGUUGGGGGUGGAUAUAUCAGAGGCGCUGAAUAGCCAAUAUGUCAACAAAAAUAUCAAAGUUUCAUCUUUAAUGAUUUAAUAUUUUGCAGAUUUAAUGCAAAACUCAAAUAAUUGUUAUAAUUUUGUUAUCAAGUCUCAAAAAGUCAGUCAGUUGUUUAUUAACUCCCUUCCUUGCACAUGUUUAUUUUUGCAAAUUUGUUGAAAAUUAUAUUGUUGAUAUAUUUUUUAAUAGCGAUUUGUACGUGGUGUUGAUCAUGAUUAUGGUAUGGCAAGUUGGUAUUUAGAUAGUCAUGUAGAGUGCUAAAAAUGUAUUUUAUACAAAUGUUUGUGUGCAUGUGUGCAUAGGAACAUAUCUUAUAUCGUCGUAAGUACAAAAAAAACAUUAAAAAUAAUAUAAAUAACCAAAUAAGAAAAGAUUUGUUGUAUUUUGUUUUUGUUAUAUUCUGUAUUUUCAAGUUGUAUAUAAGGCUAUUUUUUUCAAUAUUGUUCAAUUUUAUUGUUGUCUUAUUGGUUGCAUAAUGAAAAACAAUUUUAUAACAAAAAAAGUUGAAACAUUUUUGUUAGAAUUCAUAAAUUGUAUGUAAAACGUUCAAAAAAAAUUAUAAAAAAAUUAAUAAACUACGGAUUAAAAAAAAUUUUUUUAUGAGAAUAUUUCCAUCGUUAAAUGGUGUUUUUCGAGCUUUGUUGUUUUCAAUUAUUUUGUUAAAUAUUAGCUGAUAUCUACUAUAUUUUCGAUUAUUGGUUUUAAUUGAACAACUGGCGGAAACAGUUUCGUCAUUUUCUUUCUCCUGUUUCUUUCAAUGAUGCUGUCAUAGUUAACUGUGCACACAUGUAAUAUUACAGGCGUAUGUAUAUAUAUACUAUAUUUGGCUAACUGGUGAAUGCUUGUUAACGUUUUUUUGUGAAAAGUGAAAUGAUGUUC
Molecule: messenger RNA, 2323 nt
Organism: Helobdella robusta
Lineage: Eukaryota; Metazoa; Annelida; Clitellata; Rhynchobdellida; Glossiphoniidae
Exons: 7
Coding region: 189-1265 (358 amino acids)
Biological process (GO): mitotic cell cycle phase transition; regulation of cyclin-dependent protein serine/threonine kinase activity
Cellular component (GO): nucleus; cytoplasm; cyclin-dependent protein kinase holoenzyme complex
Molecular function (GO): cyclin-dependent protein serine/threonine kinase regulator activity
Source: RefSeq, a predicted model, not a curated record